Molecule: messenger RNA, 2374 nt
Organism: Neodiprion fabricii
Lineage: Eukaryota; Metazoa; Arthropoda; Insecta; Hymenoptera; Diprionidae
Product: zinc finger and BTB domain-containing protein 49-like
Exons: 4
Coding region: 208-1383 (391 amino acids)
Biological process (GO): regulation of transcription by RNA polymerase II
Cellular component (GO): nucleus
Molecular function (GO): DNA-binding transcription factor activity, RNA polymerase II-specific; RNA polymerase II cis-regulatory region sequence-specific DNA binding; zinc ion binding
Source: RefSeq, a predicted model, not a curated record
CUUUAUCGACCGAAUUUCGGUCGUCAUCUUUGUUACCAAUGUUAUCGAAUAACACUAGCCGGCUCACGGCUGUCACAGCGAUCAUUGACAAUCUCUGGUGAGCAGUCAGUGGCAGUCAAUGGACCUCAGUAAUCGCAGUAAAAACUGUCAUUUCUUAUCCCAACUUCAGAAACGAGCAUACGACUGCAUAUCAAUAUUAAUAGCGCGAUGAUGUUUCAUAAGGUUCCUCUAAAAUUGUGUCGGUUAUGUGGGAAGGAAACGCGUCAAGGUACAGAUGUAUUCAAAGAUAAGGUUAAGGGUGCCGUCUUGAUAUCAAUAAUCAACAAGUACUUGUCGAAAGAGGUGAUAAAUAUUUUGGUGUCGGAUGCAUUUUCGAAAUUUGUCUGCGUUGAAUGUGAACAGAAGAUAUACGUGUUUGACGAAUUCUGUUUGAUGGUAGCAAACGUUCAAAAACAGCUGACAGCACCUGCUUUAGAAAUUGAUUUUGCAGAGGACAUGCUGUGCCACUUGAAAGAAAAUGAUGUUUUAUCUAAAGCAACCGUACCGUAUAGAGAAAAGCGUAAAUCUAUUUGUGAUAUUUGCUCAAAGAGUUUCAGGUGUCAGGCACACCUUAAUAGGCAUAAACGUAUUCACACGGGAGCUCGACCCUUCAUUUGUAAUAUUUGCAACAUGUCUUUUAAUCAGCAAGAAAUUUUAACAAAGCACAGAGAAACUCAUGAUAACAAGAAGCAGUUUCAAUGUGCAAAUUGUCAUCAGUCCUUUCGGUACAAAGUAUCGCUCCAGUCUCAUCUAGUUACAUUUCAUACCGAUACAGACUCCUCGUCAUCUUCCAUGUUGUGCAAUAGAGGUUUCUCUGUUGUUAAUACAUCUUCGACAUGCCUCGAAUGUGGAAAAAUAUUUGCAACAAAGUAUAAGCUUCAACGUCACUGUAGAUCUCACUCGGGAGAUAGACCUUAUACAUGUUCAUAUUGCAAUCGGACAUUUUCACAGACUGGUAAUCUUAAGCAGCAUCAAGUUAAGUGCCAUAACAGUAAUUGCAUUGUAUCGGAAACUUCAAAUUCUCAUCAGCACUUGAGCAGUGAGGGAAAUUGCGAAAUUUCUAAUGUCCCCUUAAAUAACUUUCAAUCUAUUUACAUCACAGAGAGUGAGAUCCAAAAAACCAUCAAUGAGACAAUUAAUUCUACUGAUCAAGGUAGUUCAUAUCUCAGCAAAUCCUUUGCAAGUCCCAUAUACAUAGAUGAGGAAAUUGAAACGAUGCUAGAUCAAGAUUUAGAACAGUUGGACAGUUCAAAGUAUCGGUCCUCAGAACAAGAGAAAGUUUCUCUCUGUUUAAAACAGCCUGAAACUCCUGAGUUGUUGCACAGCUUGUUGUAUGAUGAAUAGAUUGGUUUCAAUACGAGUUGUUAUACUGUAACAUUACUCUAAUUUAAAAUUUGCACUCAGUGCAUGUGAGAGUUCAAUAAGCAAAUUUUUUUCAGAUCGACAUGAAAUAAUUUUAUUUCCAUGAUUACAUGCUUUUGAUCUCACUGCUGUAAUUAUAUUACAAGUUGUUUAUACGCAAGAGAAUGAUGCUACAUCUUAAUGUUAUGACUAAAAUAAAACGAAAAUCAACCGACCAGGAAAUCACUUGAUGUUUCAGUGCACAUCUUAGUUUCGUUUCUAUAAAGAAAAAUCUAUAAACAAUUGAUAUAACAAACAUGUAAUAUUUAAUAAUAUAUGGAAAUACAUUCAAGAGUUGACCGUAUUCUUUGCAUAUUUAUUUUUAUUUUACUUUUCGUUUCAUGCUGCAGGCGGGGAGAUGCUUGUUAUUAAUAAAUUUUUAUUUUUAAGUAAGUCAACAUUGAUAUCAACUUAACAGUAAUUCCGUGCAUAUUUCAAUUUGCAAUUAACACGAAGUCUUAAUCAGAGAUUUUUAUUUGGUAUGAGAAGAAAGCACAAAAACGAAAAGAAAUCAAUGAAUGGCACGUUCUACCUUAACUUCCUUUAUAUCUCGCGAGAUCAUUAUUACCGUGAUCGUGAUCGUGAUCGUCAUUGAAACAAUUCGAUUUUAAAAUCACAAAAAAAGUGCAGUGACCUUGCACAAACAUUCCAUCAUUUUGGUUCUAUCACAUUUGUUUGCAUGUAUUUAUGUACGUAUGUAUAAUUGUAUUAAGUAAGUAUUAGCUGUUUGUUUUUCCUUCAAAACGUUCAAGAGACUAAAAUAUAAUACUCAGAUCAUAAUAAAAAUAAUUCAGCCUGGUAUUAAAAAUAUGGUGAUAAUUGGUUUACGUUCUGUUUAGUUGCUUUGUUUUAAAUAAUACAAUUAGGAAAUCUUACAAACUAUGCACAUAUCCUAUAUAUAUAUAUAAUAUAUAUACACACGCACCUAUAUAUA